AUGAGCGACACAUUCAUGCUCCAUCCCCAGGGGAAUGGUAUAUCUCAUGUCAGCGCCAAUAUCAGUAGCAGGGAGCGCGCUGCUGACCAAUUGAGCGCGAAAAUCAUGGGUUCUCCCGAGGCCCCUAUUGCCACGGGGGAUUUUGCCAAGUGGUCAGUUGUACGACCCCAACCCCCCACUGAGAAUGUGUCUCCCGUGGGGUCUUCCGUCAUCAAUAUGGCGCAACAUUCGGCGAGCCCCGCGCUCUCUGUGAAGAGGCCAUAUUCCGCAGGGGCCAUGCCCGAUCACUACGACUCGGAAGCUUUGAGUAAUCAAGGUUUCAUUUCGAGCGGGAGCAUCGAAGUCGCCUCCCCACACUCUGGCAAGGUGCGCCAGCACCCGUCGCAGACGCGACCAAGACGUUCGAGCAAGAAGCUAGGCAAUAUGCUCGGACUUCCUGGCAGCCGUAUCACAGGGGAUAGAGGCAUCCGUAAGACUAGCCCGUCCAAGAGCGACACCCGACUCCCUCGACUUUCAGCGUACUCGGCAGACGACCUCGCCGGGAGGUGCCGGCAAGAGCUGUCGCAAUCCGAUAUGUUGCAGAUGCGCUCGAGUCCCACCCUGCAGGAACAUGCGUCCAAGGGGCAGCCCAGCGACAGGCUGGCAGGUUUUGCUGCACGGCCAAAGGGGGUCCCGGAAUCCACGAGGGGGCUGAGCCUUGAUCAAAAAUCCGCUGGAGGCGUCUCUGCGGUAGCCGCAGGUACAUCACCACAUGGGAUCUUUCUACAGCCAGAAACUCAUCCUAUAACAGAAGAGCAAUUGAUCAGUGAAGUUCGAGGCAUCUACGCCGGGCUCGUUAUGGUCGAGAAGAAAUGUAUCGAGAUCGACAAGCAACAGUCCGAAUCGAAGAACAAUCUAUCCCGCCCGCAGUGGCAGGCUCUUAUCGCAUUGCAUCGGACGCUAUUGAACGAGCAUCACGACUUCUUUCUGGCUUCGCAGCAUCCGUCUGCGAGCCUCGUCCUCAAACGCCUGGCUGAGAAGUAUGCCAUGCCGGCUCGCAUGUGGCGUUACGGAAUUCAUUCCUUCUUGGAAUUGCUGCGGCAUCGGCUCCCUGAUUCCCUGGAACACAUGCUGACCUUCAUUUACCUGGCUUACUCAAUGAUGACCUUAUUAUUAGAAAGCGUGCGCGCCUUUGAAGACACGUGGAUUGAAUGCCUAGGUGACCUGGCAAGGUAUCGUAUGGCUGUAGAGGAAGUGGAUCUGCGAGACCGCGAGGUCUGGGCUGGAGUGGCCCGUUACUGGUACAAUAAAGCGGCAGACAAGAAUCCCGAUGUUGGCAGAAUCCAACACCACCUUGCCGUUUUGGCUCGUCCAGAUAUUAUCCAGCAGCUGUUCUACUAUACCAAGUCGUUGGUCAGCUUGCACCCGUUCCCCAGCACGAGGGAGAGCAUACCGUCGUUGUUCAACCCGCUACUGAACGCUCCUAAAGCGCACCACCACUAUCCAGUCAUCGCAGCAUUUGUUGCCGCUCAUGGCUGCCUUUUCUACAGGGAACCAUCAACUCGAUUUCUGAAAUCAGCAAAGGACUUUCUGUCCCCUUUGGAUACUCAUGUUGGCCGGAUGAGUGCCGCCUUCAAAACGCAGGGCGUUUACAUAUCUUCAUGUAAUUUCGCCGGUCUCUUUGAAUAUGGCCAGCCGGACGCUCUUCUCCCCGCUGCUUUUCAUCAAGAUGGAGUCCAGCAAGGGCAAUCCCUCGCAGACAUUCAUCAGGCUGCCACGGAUAUGUGGACUCCUGCUUGUGACCUGCAUCUUGUUGAAGCUGAUCUCAUGGCAUCUAGAAACGCUCACGGUUCUUCGCGCCUCAUCUUCUAUGGCUCUUAUCUAACCUCUCAGACACUCUCCGUGAUGCUCGACCAGAUUGGGAACAAAAAUAUCUAUCCCGCAGUGCAUAUUUCUUUGGCAUUUCUUUGGUGUUUGGCCUCCAACAUCAGGGGCAUCCAGUAUGUUGAGCCUGUAGUGCCGUGGAGAAAGAUUGUCCGCUUUCUGAAUACCAUGAUUCGCGAUGAUACGGAUACAAGACUUUUUGAAGGUCCCGACUUCCCUGCUGCCGAAGAAAGGAAGCAGCUGCCGGAGGACUUUUAUAUACGUGGUCAGAUCUGGAGCCAGUCUUAUUAUGCGCCUCACUUUUUCGACGGUGCUCUGACAGAAGACGAGGGACGAUUCAUCGAAGUACCAUCUUUGAAUGUUUCGAGGUUGUAUAGGUGUCUAUGGCUUGGUGUGCGGAUUGCGACGUUCAACCGUUGGAUGACAUACGAUACCGUCUCUCGAAGAUUUUCCGCAACAACAUUUGCCCUGGAGCUUGACAGAAUCGCGCAACGCUAUAAUCCUUUCGGUGAUGUUGCGCCGGGAGAGUUCGCGCCCCAGGAUAUUGAAAUGCGUGAUCCAGAAGAACACCGGGUCUUGUUGAGUGCCUGA
Messenger RNA from Aspergillus clavatus NRRL 1, 2454 nucleotides. RefSeq lists its product as uncharacterized. Bases 1 to 2454 code for a protein of 817 amino acids. Gene Ontology annotation, cellular component: telomerase holoenzyme complex. The transcript has 3 exons. The record is from RefSeq and is a predicted model, not a curated record. NCBI's taxonomy places the organism in Eukaryota, Fungi, Ascomycota, Eurotiomycetes, Eurotiales, Aspergillaceae. Gene Ontology annotation, molecular function: telomerase RNA binding; telomeric repeat DNA binding; protein binding. Gene Ontology annotation, biological process: nuclear-transcribed mRNA catabolic process, nonsense-mediated decay.